ACACGCUCUGCUUUAACAAGCUCCUCUCUGAUGUGUUCAGCUGUCACUAGAAUCAUCUUCAGUGCGCUGUGAACCUUCACCACUGCCGGAUCGACUCAUUUAUUUAGAAGGCAAAUGUGGAUAUGACGUCGCAGAGGAAGGGCGGCCGAGGUGCCGGGAGGUAAUCCCCCACCAUGUGAGGAGGCGGCACGGGCGUGGAGGCGUGGAGAGGGGUUUUUUUUUUUUUCUUCUUUCCAUAUUCAAAUCCCUACAAGUCCUAUAAAAGCGGCGAAGUCAGUGCAGGAGGCUCAAGGAAGGAAGACAGAUGGAGGGAGGUGAUAGUUCCGUGUGUGCACCCGCUCGGAGGAUGCCGGACGUGCAGGACUUUGUGAAAGCGCUCAAAAACGCGCUGGUGUCCCUGAUGCUGCUGCCGCGCUUCCUGCUGACCGCCGUGCUGCUGUGGUUUCUCGACUUCGUCUGCAUCCGACGGAAGGUGCUGGUGAAGAUGCGCGAACGCGAGGGCUCGAGUCCUGACGACCCGUCGGUGACGGUGUCAGACUCCAACCGGAUGUUCACGGUGGAGUCACUGCGCGCCGUGUGGUACAGCCAGAAGUUGGACUUCUGCAAGACGGCGCACCUGGGGCUGACGGCGCCCAACAGCGAGGUGGUACCGCUCGGCGAACGGAAACGAGCGCGCAUACUGGACUACGCCCGCGGCUCGAGACCGCUCAUCCUUAACUUCGGCAGCUGCUCAUGACCACCGUUCAUGACGCGCCUGGCCGCGUUCCGGCGCGUUGCUGACCAGUACGCCGACAUCGCCGACUCACUGCUUAUAUACAUCGAGGAGGCGCAUCCGUCCGACGGCUGGGUGAGCACGGACGCCCCGUACCAGAUCCCGCGCCACCGCUGUAUAAAGGACCGUCUCCGAGCCGCGCGCCUCAUGACCGCCACGGUACCUGGCAGCAUCGUGGUCGUGGACACCAUGGACAACUCGUCCAACGCGGCGUACGGAGCCUACUUCGAGCGGCUCUACGUAGUCAAGGACGAGAAGGUGGUGUAUCAGGGAGGCCGUGGACCCGAGGGCUACCGCAUUUCCGAACUGAGGAACUGGCUCGAGCAAUAUCGCCAAAAGCUCGAAGGCUCCAGACCGAUAGUGGUCCAUGUCUAGAUAUUUGUUUGUUUGUUUGUUUGUUUUUAAAGUAGAUGCCAGUCACUGUGUGUGCCAUGAAGAACCAAGAAAGCGGGUGUCCUGGAAGCUGCUAUGAACUGGAAGCAACAUUACACACGUUAACUUCUGUUCUCAAACGCGCAUCUCGGAAGAGUUGUGUGUGUGUGUGUGUGUGUGUGUGUGUAAUGUUCAGUGAUGCAAACCGCAUGAUAAUUGUAAUUGUUUUGCCGUUUUGUUUGAAUAGUUCAGUCGUUUUGUUGAGCCGGUGUUUUACGCAAAACGGUUUUCACACUUCAUUUGAUGAUAUUAAUUAUUAUUUUAUUACAUAUUGCAUGUCGUCUUUGUGUGUGUGUGUGUGUGUGUGUGUGUGUGGUCGUUGGACUGUUUGAUUGUAUUCUGGUGUUGUCAUGAAGUUCGGUUUUUAAAAGGAUUUGAUCCAGAAAACCGGUUCUGAUGUAUUCUGACACUAGAGUACUUGGUAACAGAAGAAUGACCUUUAUUGUAAUUGCCAAACAUUGUUUUGUAAAAUUGGUCUAUUUUAUUGAACAGAUAUUUUUUAAAUAAAUGAUAGAACACAGA
Molecule: messenger RNA, 1726 nt
Organism: Ictalurus furcatus (blue catfish)
Lineage: Eukaryota; Metazoa; Chordata; Actinopteri; Siluriformes; Ictaluridae
Gene: dio3b
Product: iodothyronine deiodinase 3b
Exons: 2
Molecular function (GO): thyroxine 5'-deiodinase activity
Source: RefSeq, a predicted model, not a curated record